AUGGACACCGAGGACCCGAAAGAAGCCUCUAGUACUCACGGCCGCGAAAGCCGAAGAGACCGAAAACGAGAAAGGUCCCGAGACCGCGGCCGCGAGCGGAAUGACCGUGAGCGCUCCCACCGACACCACCGCUCCGAGCUCCGUUCCGACCACCACAAAUCCCACCACUACUCCCACCGCGAAAGACCCAGUUCGAGAUUGAGAUCCAAAGACCGGGACCGGGACCGCCACCGUAGGCGGGAGGGCGAUUCCUCUGACCGUCAUCACCAUAGCCACAGAAGAAAACGUUCACGCCAUGAAGACGAAGAUCGGAACCGUCAUCAUCGUAAGUCCCGGAAGGUCGAUUCUCCUUCCCCUACCGAGAGGAGGAGAGAAGGGGAACCCGCAGACCCACUGGGGCCGGAAAUGCCCAACUUUUCGAAAGUCCCCGAUACCGUUCAUAAACCUACGCUCACACGCGACUCCUGGAUGCAGGAGCCCGAUGCCGACUUCAUCGACUACACACAGAAAGGGGCGGGGAAGUCUACACUAAAGCCAGUGGCUAAGCCGGACUAUCGACCGGUAAUUCACAGGAAUGAAUUGAAUACGCAGUUGAAGGAAGGGAAGUCACUGGAUGAGUACGCUGAUGAGACGGAGGAGGAAGUAACGUACACCUUUGGUGACGCGGGUUCGAAGUGGCGGAUGGUGAAGUUGAAGAGGUGUUACGAGUUUGCGAAGGAGGAGGGGAGGGAUGUUGAGAGUGUUGCGUUGGAGAGGUAUGGCAACCUAAAGGAGUUUGACGAAGCACGGGAGGAAGAGAUUGAAUUGGAGAGGAGGACGACAUAUGGGAAAGAUAGGAAGGAUGUGAAGGAGAAGCCGACCGGGGAGCUUUAUCGACAGAGGAUGAAGAAGGCGGAGGCCGAGGAGAAUGCUAGGCAGUCGAGAGAGAGGGAAAGAUAUGGAAUGCAGGCUGCUCUGAUGAAAGCACAACUGAGAGGUGAUCCGAAGGCUGCCGUGAUGGAGGGGGAGUUCAACGAGGCUAUGGCGGUGGCUAUGGCGGCGAACAAGAAGGAGCCAGAAGUUGUAGUCCUAUCCGCCAUGGAUUCAAGAAUGCUAGCUGGCUUAGGGGGGCGAGUCGGUAGGGAAGUAGUAGAGGGAAAGAAAGGCAAGCUUGUAGAAAAGGACGAUAUGAGCUUAGACGACAUGGUCCGGGAAGAGAAGCGAACCAGAGGCCAAGUCCGUGGUGGUGAAGGCAUGCUCCUGGCAGAAAGAAUCUCACGAGAUGCCAAAUUCGAUGAUAACCUCGACUACCUCGAUGAAAACGCCGGCCGCCUUGCAAAACGAGUUCAAAGGAACGAAGUCGACCUGAAAAACAUGGCCAUUAGCGAAUUCAAGAAGAUGCAGAAGGUACUCGACAACUGUCCCCUGUGCCAACAUGAGGACAAACCACCCAUCGCGCCCGUAGUCUCACUUGCAACAAGAGUCUACCUAACCCUCCCCACAGAACCAGAAUUGACGCCGGGCGGAGCAGUCAUCGUCCCCAUCCAGCAUAGGGUAAACAUGAUGGAAUGUGAUGACGACGAAUGGGAGGAGGUCAGAAACUUCAUGAAAUCCCUAAUCCGCCACUACGCUUCCAAAAACCAAUCCGUCCUCUUCUACGAAAACGCUGCGUCGCCCGAACGCAAGCGGCACACUGCCAUAACUGCCAUCCCACUCCCGCAAGAGCUCGGUGACACGGCCCCCGCCUACUUCAAAGAAGCCAUCCUCUCAGCAGACGAAGAAUGGUCGCAACACAAAAAAAUAAUAGACACUCUCGCGAAAGCGCGCUCAGGACUAGGCAAGACGGCAUUCCGCAGGUCGCUGGUCAAGGAGAUGCCAUACUUUCAUGUAUGGUUUGAGAUCAACGGCGGGAUGGGCCAUGUCAUUGAGGAUGCAAAUCGCUGGCCCAAGGGCGACUUGUUCGUGAGAGAGUUGGUGGGCGGGAUGUUGGAGUGUCCGCCUGACGUUAUUAAGCGACAGGGACGCUGGGUUAGGGGCAAGGACACCAGGGUCGAGGGCUUUAGGAAGGGGUGGGAGGAGUUUGAUUGGACAAAGGUUUUGUAUGAUAAUUAG
Molecule: messenger RNA, 2091 nt
Organism: Tuber melanosporum (Perigord truffle)
Lineage: Eukaryota; Fungi; Ascomycota; Pezizomycetes; Pezizales; Tuberaceae
Exons: 4
Coding region: 1-2091 (696 amino acids)
Biological process (GO): mRNA splicing, via spliceosome
Cellular component (GO): post-mRNA release spliceosomal complex
Source: RefSeq, a predicted model, not a curated record